AUGACCACCACGGCUACAACAGUUUCCGCCUCCGAUCAGGCUUCUCAUCCUUCCAAGAUAUAUUGUGCCGGUCUGCAAUGUGGUAGAGAGACAGCCUCCCAAAUGAAAUGCCCUAUAUGUCUUAAACAGGGCAUCGUUUCCAUUUUUUGUGACACAAACUGUUAUGAAAACAACUACAAGGCACACAAGGCUUUGCACAAUGCCAAGGAGGAUUUGGAGGGUGCUUAUGAUCCUUUCCCCAAAUUCAAAUAUGCAGGUAAAGUUAAGGCCUCGUAUCCUUUGACUCCAAAGAGGUAUGUUCCUGAAGACAUUCCAAAACCGGAUUGGGCUGCUAACGGGCUGCCAGUCAUUGAACAAAGAAACGAUAGACUCAACAACAUCCCUGUAUACAAGAAAGACCAAAUUAAGAAGAUUAGAAAAGCAUGUAUGCUAGGUAGAGAGGUCCUCGAUAUCGCUGCUGCUCAGGUCAGACCAGGCAUCACUACAGAUGAAUUGGAUGAAAUUGUUCAUAAUGAAACUAUCAAGAGAGGUGCUUACCCUUCCCCACUUAACUACUAUAAUUUUCCUAAAUCCCUUUGUACCUCUGUUAAUGAAGUCAUCUGUCAUGGUGUGCCUGACAAAACUGUGUUGAAAGAAGGUGAUAUUGUCAAUUUGGAUGUUUCCUUAUACUAUCAAGGCUACCACGCUGACUUAAACGAGACCUAUUAUGUCGGUGAGAAUAUUUCUAAGGAAGCCCUCAACACCACUGAGACAUCAAGAGAAUGUUUGAAGCUUGCCAUUAAAAUGUGUAAGCCAGGUACCACCUUUCAAGAACUGGGUGAUCAUAUUGAAAAACAUGCCACCGAGAAUAAGUGUAGUGUAGUCAGGACUUAUUGUGGACAUGGUGUUGGUGAAUUUUUCCACUGUUCCCCAAAUAUUCCUCAUUACGCUAAGAAUAGAACGCCUGGUGUUAUGAAACCAGGUAUGGUUUUCACAAUCGAACCAAUGAUUAAUGAAGGUACUUGGAAGGAUAUGACAUGGCCUGACGACUGGACUUCUACUACUCAAGAUGGUAAACUAAGUGCCCAAUUCGAACAUACUCUGUUGGUUACCGAACAAGGUGUUGAAAUCCUGACUGCAAGAAAUAAGAAAUCUCCAGGUGGUCCAAGACAAAGAAUCAAAUAG
Messenger RNA from Saccharomyces mikatae IFO 1815, 1164 nucleotides. It is a transcript of the gene MAP1, whose product is annotated as methionine aminopeptidase MAP1. The record is from RefSeq and is a predicted model, not a curated record. The coding region runs from base 1 to 1164 and encodes 387 amino acids. Gene Ontology annotation, biological process: proteolysis. Gene Ontology annotation, molecular function: metalloaminopeptidase activity. The transcript has a single exon. NCBI's taxonomy places the organism in Eukaryota, Fungi, Ascomycota, Saccharomycetes, Saccharomycetales, Saccharomycetaceae.